UUAUCAAAAACACUGAAACAUGUGCAAAUAUUUCRUCUUUGCACCACCAAUUUCAUCACCUUAAAAGUAACUUUAUCUGUCAAUUGGUCUUAGCCCUGUAUGUUAAGUACAGGUGCUACCAUUAGAUCAUUUACCAGAGCUUUAUCGCGYAAUCGAAGAAGAAUCUGCGAAGCAUUUGAUCCACUCUCGAAAAACCACGAUUCGCUUACAAAUUCACAGUUUGUACGAUUUUAUUGUACAAAAAUGGCAUCUUGUAGCCCRACAAUGACUCCUGAGGAAAAGUUUCAACUAAUUUCAAGAAAUCUGCAGGAAAUAGUUGGUGAAGAAAGAUUGAAGAAUUUGCUCAAAGAACGCAAUAUUAGUUUGUACUGGGGAACAGCAACGACUGGUAAACCGCAUGUCGCAUAUUUUGUGCCUAUGACCAAGAUUGCAGAUUUUCUGCAUGCAGGUUGUGAGGUGACAAUUCUGUUAGCUGACCUUCAUGCGUACUUGGAUAAUUUGAAGGCUCCUUGGGAACUCUUAGAGUACAGAGUCAAAUACUAUGAAGAAGUUGUCAAGGCAAUGCUGGAAUCAAUCAGUGUUCCAUUGGACAAGUUGAAGUUUGUGAAAGGAACUGAUUAUCAGCUGAAGAAAGACUACAUUCUUGAUAUUUUCAAGAUGACCACUUUAGCAACAGAGCAUGACUGCAAGAAAGCUGGUUCUGAAGUUGUCAAGCAAGUACAGCAUCCAUUACUAAGUGGACUACUUUACCCUGGAUUACAGGCACUAGAUGAAGAAUACCUCAAAGUAGAUGCUCAGUUUGGUGGWGUUGAUCAAAGAAAAAUCUUUAUGUUCGCUGAAAAGUACCUACCAAUUUUAGGAUAUACCAAGAGAAUCCAUUUUAUGAAUCCUAUGGUUCCUGGUCUUACAGGUGGCAAAAUGAGUGCAUCUGACGAGGACUCCAAGAUUGACUUGUUGGAUAGCGCAUCAGCGGUCAAGAAAAAAGUCAAGAAAGCUUUCUGUGAAGAAGGCAAUGUGACUGAAAAUGGUGUACUUUCCUUUGCUAAAUUUGUGAUUUUCCCUGUUUUAGCCAUCAAGRGAAUCAAUGAAUUUGUAGUCCAUCGUACGGAAGAGAACGGUGGAAAUUUAGUCUUUACAGAUUAUGAAUCUCUACAGGACACAUUUGAAAAGAAGGAGCUGCAUCCCUUGGACCUAAAAGAUGCUGUUAGCAAAAUCUUAAAUGAUCUCUUAGAGCCAGUUCGACAGAAAUUUGAAAAGCCAGAAUUCAAAAAAAUCAAAAAUUUAGCUUACCCAGAUCCCAAGAAAACAAAAAGUAAAGGAGGYGCAAGUGCUAAUGCUGACAGAUCAGUGGAUCCUUCACGUUUAGAUUUACGCAUUGGUAAAGUUGUAUCAGCCAAGAAGCAUCCAGAUGCCGAUGCCUUGUACUUAGAAGAAAUAGACAUUGGUGAAGAAAAACCCAGAACUGUUGUAAGUGGUUUAGCAGCUUAYCUUCCCCUUGAGGACUUACAAGACAGAAUGGUGGUGAUGCUGUGUAACUUAAAACCUGUGAACAUGAGAGGUAUCAAAUCAGAAGCAAUGCUGCUUGCAGCCUCUACUGGAGAAGGAGAUGAGAGAAAGGUAACACCACUGACACCACCUGAUGGAUCUAAACCUGGAGAUCGUGUAAUUGUCGAAGGCUUUGAUCACAAAGAUGUAGGAGCACCUGACGAGCAGCUCAAUCCUAAGAAAAAGAUUUUUGAGACUCUCAAACCCGAUUUGGUAGUUUCAAGUGAAGGACAGGCAGAAUACAAAGGAAGUCCACUGACGACAAGUGUUGGCAAGAUUACAUCUCUACUUAAAAAUGCUCAAAUAAGCUGAAUGGAUUGCUGCAACGAAAUUGCUGCAAUGAAAUUAUCAGAUAGUGAUAAAGAUAAAAUAAAAAUCAAUCAAGAGUUGAAUAAUUAGA
Exaiptasia diaphana is the source of this 1945-nucleotide messenger RNA. Its product is annotated as tyrosine--tRNA ligase, cytoplasmic. The record is from RefSeq and is a predicted model, not a curated record. Gene Ontology annotation, biological process: tyrosyl-tRNA aminoacylation. Bases 100 to 1857 code for a protein of 585 amino acids. Gene Ontology annotation, molecular function: tRNA binding; tyrosine-tRNA ligase activity; ATP binding. The transcript is spliced from 20 exons. NCBI's taxonomy places the organism in Eukaryota, Metazoa, Cnidaria, Anthozoa, Actiniaria, Aiptasiidae.